AUGCGUUUCUCCGCCGCCACCGUCUUCGCCCUGGUCUCCCUGGUUGCCGCCCAGGACGCUUCCUCCACCACCCCCGCCGUCCCCGGCGCCUCCCAGGUCAGCUCCCUCAUCGGCUCCGCCUCCAGCGCCAUCGCCUCUGAGGCCUCCUCCAUCCUGAGCGGCGCCUCUUCCGCCGCCGGCGCCGCCUCCUCGGCCAUCGCCUCCAUCACCUCCUCCGCUGGCGCCGAGGCCUCUUCCCUGAGCGAGGCCCUCACCUCCGCCACCGACGCCGCCGGCUCCGCCUCCAUCUCCUCCAAGAUCGCUUCCGUCUCCAGCAAGGCUGCCUCCGCCGCCUCCAGCGUCGCCUCCGCCCAGAGCACCUCUGCUCCUGGCGCUGCCCCCGCCCAGACUGCUGCCGUUGCCCUCGGUGCCCUCUUCGGUGGUGCUGCUCUCGUUGCCAACUUGUAA
Molecule: messenger RNA, 447 nt
Organism: Colletotrichum phormii
Lineage: Eukaryota; Fungi; Ascomycota; Sordariomycetes; Glomerellales; Glomerellaceae
Exons: 2
Coding region: 1-447 (148 amino acids)
Source: RefSeq, a predicted model, not a curated record